AUGAACCACAAAAGCCAAGCCCCAGACUCUGAGGAGACAUGCGACAUUACACCGGAUCGUCCACUCACAGGCAAAGAAGCCGAGGAAGACUAUCAGAAGCAGCUUGAUGUGCUCGCGAAGCAAAACACAGAAUACGAAAAAGCGCAGAAGAAGUCCGCAAGCUCAUCGACAAAGACUGCUGGGCAUUGCAAUUAG
Molecule: messenger RNA, 195 nt
Organism: Fusarium coffeatum
Lineage: Eukaryota; Fungi; Ascomycota; Sordariomycetes; Hypocreales; Nectriaceae
Exons: 1
Coding region: 1-195 (64 amino acids)
Source: RefSeq, a predicted model, not a curated record